AUGUCUGAUUACAAAAGUCACGUUUGGAAUCAAGUUGCGCAACAGCUGUCGUUUUCAGGUCCUGGUGUGGAGCUGGAGCGUAAAUGGCGUCAUAUGCGUGACCGCUAUGUUCGACUUCGAAAGAUAGACAAAACCAGUACUCCACUCAAGAAAGGGGACAAAUGGUACUACUACUAUAAGAAAAUGUCAUUUUUGGAUCCUUAUAUCGAACACAGAAAUAGAAGGAAGAGAGGUGAUCUUAUGGCGAGUUUGAUGAAGCUCGGAGGGAAUGCAGAAGGUUUGUAUGAUCAUCAAAUCACCGAAAGGAAUGAUGAAGAGGAAGGAAGCGAUUCUGCCGAAGGAGAGAUUGAGGAUAGAUGCGAUCCAUUGAAAGAAUUCUACGCAACAUUUGCGGAGCAGAGCAUGGCCAUGCCGCUGCCGGUUGAUGUUGAGGUAAUUUUGGUAAAUGACGACUAUUGAUU
Strongylus vulgaris is the source of this 461-nucleotide messenger RNA. The record is from the annotation of a GenBank genome assembly. NCBI's taxonomy places the organism in Eukaryota, Metazoa, Nematoda, Chromadorea, Rhabditida, Strongylidae.